AUGGCAUGGGAAGACAAGACCAAUGACGCUUCCCUGGAAAUGGCCUUCACUGCUGCCAAUGCGAAGGGAUCCAAGAUAUUCUUCUCAUUUGACUAUGCUGGCAAUGGACCUUGGGACCAAGAGGUUCUCACCAGCAUGAUCCCAAAAUACGGUUCUAGCUUUGCAUACUUCUUGUGCAACGGAAAGCCAUUCGUGUCUACUUUCAAAGGACCCGGUAAUGCAGAUGACUGGGUUACACUCAAAGCAAAAACAAAUUGCUCCUUCGUGCCGGACUGGUCUUCUGUCGGUGCUAAUCCGGCCGUGGAACUGACAAAUGGGGUUGCGGACGGAUUGUUCAGCUGGUUACCGCUGGUGGGAACCGGGCGUGCAAGAGCCAGAUUCCAGUCACUAAGCCCUGCCUUCUCCCUCAGCAGGUGGUCGGACAUUGAAAAAGGAGCCACGGUUUCGACAACGGCUGAUGUUAGCGCUGAUUUGAGCUUCUGA
Molecule: messenger RNA, 483 nt
Organism: Penicillium antarcticum
Lineage: Eukaryota; Fungi; Ascomycota; Eurotiomycetes; Eurotiales; Aspergillaceae
Exons: 1
Coding region: 1-483 (160 amino acids)
Molecular function (GO): glucan endo-1,3-alpha-glucosidase activity
Source: RefSeq, a predicted model, not a curated record